Messenger RNA from Lytechinus pictus (painted urchin), 471 nucleotides. Its product is annotated as nematocyst expressed protein 4-like. The record is from RefSeq and is a predicted model, not a curated record. The transcript has a single exon. Lineage: Eukaryota; Metazoa; Echinodermata; Echinoidea; Temnopleuroida; Toxopneustidae. The coding region runs from base 1 to 471 and encodes 156 amino acids.
AUGAGAAAGAGAAACUCUUUCCAGUUCAUAUUUAAUGCAGACUUGAUCUGGGUUCACAAGUCAGUCAGCCUCUCCCCAUACCAAACCAGCCUGCCCCUCACCCAUUCUAAGCCAGCCUACCCCCAUGUCAGCAUGCCACUCCCCAUAGCAAGCAAGCAAGCCUACCCCUCCCCAUACCUAGCCAGCCUAUAUGUACCCCUCCCACAUGCCAAUAAAGGCUAUCCCUCUCCCAUGCCAACCAACCUCUUUCUCAUAUCAAGCCAGCCUAAACCGAUCCCCAUAACAAGCUGGCCUUCCCCUCCCCCAUACCAAGCCAGCCCAACCCUUUCCUAUACCAAGCCAGCCUACCUCUCCCCCAUAACAAGCCAGCCUGAACCUCCCAAUCCAAGCCAGCCUACCUUCCCACAUACCAAGCCAGCCUAUCCCUCCCCCGACCAAGCCAGCCUACCCCUCCCUCAUAUACCAAGCUAG